Messenger RNA from Erigeron canadensis, 1397 nucleotides. RefSeq names its product bifunctional nuclease 2-like. The record is from RefSeq and is a predicted model, not a curated record. Gene Ontology annotation, molecular function: nuclease activity. Gene Ontology annotation, cellular component: nucleus; VCB complex. Bases 152 to 1108 code for a protein of 318 amino acids. Gene Ontology annotation, biological process: protein ubiquitination. NCBI's taxonomy places the organism in Eukaryota, Viridiplantae, Streptophyta, Magnoliopsida, Asterales, Asteraceae. The transcript is spliced from 10 exons.
UAUAUUUUUGUUUAACCUAUUGACGUUAAAAAAAAAAUCCAGGAUCCAUUUGUUUGAUUAUAUAUCUUAAUAUUUCUGACCUGAGAUUAACUAUCUGGAUUUUUAUCCAAAUUUUAUUACUGGGGUUUUUGUUGCUUACUAUAAUAGGAGAAUGAGUACUUUGCAAGGACCAGUUGUUUGCCCUGCUGUCCGUGCGAAGCAAGGUAGGGUUCAUGCAGUCGACACACCAUUAAUGAAAACGAAAAUUCAAAGAAGUGGGAUAUGGGAAUUUAAAGGCAUUAACAGCCAAAGGUUUCAAGUGCGUAACCAGCCAGGAUCAAAAACCGUGACGUGUAGUUUCAGCUCUUCUUCAAAUGGCAAUGGCAGCAUGGCGGAGAGUUUUAAUGAGAAUGAUUCUGAUUAUGUCAACUCUAGCGUUAUGGAAGCUGUUGAGGUUAAGAGUGGACCUGACGGGUUUAUAAUUAAAAUGAGGGAUGGGAAGCAUUUAAGAUGUGCACAUAACAACCCCCAAGGCGGGCAUCUGCCAGAUUAUGCUCCACAUCCUGCAAUAGUACUAAAAAUGGAAGACGGGACAGGCCUUCUACUUCCUAUAAUCGUUUUGGAGAUGCCUAGUGUAUUGCUUAUGGCGGCCAUGCGUAAUGUCCAAAUUGCACGGCCAACUAUGUACAACGUGGUGAAGGAGAUGAUUGAUAAGAUGGGCUAUAAAGUCAAAAUUGUUCGAGUGACCAAGAGAAUACACGAGGCAUAUUUUGCUCGACUGUAUUUAACAAAGGCGGAUGAUGAAAAUGACUGCGUUAGCUUUGACCUUCGUCCAUCUGAUGCCAUAAAUAUUGCUGUGAGAUGCAAGGUACCGAUACAAGUGAACAAGUUCUUGGCACAAAGUGAUGGGAUGAAGAUUGUUGAACCUGCAAAGCUUUCCUUCCAGGGUUCUUCAGAUGGUUUGAUAUUUAAAGAACUUGAUCGACCAAGCGGCCAGCCUUGUGUCGAAACCAAGGAGUUUAAUCUUGUCCGAAACAUGCUUAUUGCUGCUGUUGAGGAACGCUAUAGAGAUGCAGCUCAAUGGAGGGACAAGCUAACUCAAUUGCGAUCAAAAAAAAACUGGGCAUGACAGGUACCAAAUUCUCCGCAUCCAUAUCCGGAGCCCACUGUUUUCAGUAACAAUGUUGUUCGGUUAUGUACGAAAUUGUAGGAUGCGGUCUGUAAAUAAUUGUUCUACAAACUUUAGUCUUAAGUAAAUAAGGGGGACUAAGUAACUAUAUAUUGUGUCUGAAGGUCUUGUAAAUAUGUGAAUAGCUAAAAAGGAUGAUGGUUGUUUACUGUUGUAACAUUUUCUUAUGUGUAUGUUUAUGGUGCACGAUAUUGCAAUUUUCCUAAAGAUUUCUACAUAUCUUUUGGCA